Messenger RNA from Budorcas taxicolor (takin), 1876 nucleotides. It is a transcript of the gene BBC3, whose product is annotated as BCL2 binding component 3. NCBI's taxonomy places the organism in Eukaryota, Metazoa, Chordata, Mammalia, Artiodactyla, Bovidae. Bases 495 to 1076 code for a protein of 193 amino acids. The transcript is spliced from 4 exons. Gene Ontology annotation, cellular component: mitochondrion. Gene Ontology annotation, biological process: positive regulation of release of cytochrome c from mitochondria; positive regulation of apoptotic process; release of cytochrome c from mitochondria. The record is from RefSeq and is a predicted model, not a curated record.
GGCUCUGUGGGGUCUGAGUAGAACAGUCAGUAGAUGCUGCUGGCAGCCUCUUGUACAGGGAUGUGUCUGAGCCCGUGUGUGUGUGUGUGUGUGUGUGUGUGUGUGUGUGUGUGUGAGAGAGAGAGAGAGAGAGAAAGAGUGUGUGUGUUGAGUCUGAGGGGCUUGUCUCUGUGAUCGGCUGGCUCAUGUGUGUCAUGUGGGCUGCGUGUGUGUAGUGUUUAUGUCAGUCACGUGAGACCAGUGUUUUCUGAGGGUGCUUUAGGUGUGCGCCCUGCCAGGCCAGUGUGGGAUUAGCUGUAGUGUGUGUGUGCGUGUGUGUCCAGGGCUGACGGUAAUGGUGUUUGGAGGUUCGGGGAGGAGGGUGGGCUGAUGUCUGCUGUUGCGUUUCCGUGUUGUUGCUGGCAUGUGGCAAUUCAUCCAGAUCUGAUGACAUGUGUGCCUGCUUUACAUGUGUCCCGGGAUCUGAGAGUUGGUGACAAGCCCCAGGGAGCGCCAUGGCCCGAGCACGCCAGGAGGGCAGCUCCCCAGAGCCCGUAGAGGGCCUGGCCCGCGACGGCCCGCGCCCCUUCCCGCUCAGCCGCCUGGUGCCCUCGGCGGUGUCCUGUGGCCUCUGCGAACCCGGCCUGCCCGCUGCCCCCGCCGCCCCCGCCCUGCUGCCCGCCGCCUACCUCUGCGCCCCCACCGCCCCGCCCGCCGUCACUGCCGCCCUGGGGGCCCCCCGCUGGCCUGGGGGUCCCCGCAGCCGGCCCCGAGGCCCGCGAUCCGACGGUCCUCAGCCUUCACUCUCGCCCGCGGAGCAGCACCUGGAAUCGCCAGUGCCCAGCGCCCCGGGGGCCCUGGCGGGCGGACCCACCCAAGCGGCCCCGGGAGUCCGGGGGGAGGAGGAGCAGUGGGCCCGAGAGAUCGGGGCCCAGCUGCGGCGGAUGGCGGACGACCUCAACGCGCUAUACGCGCGGCGGAGACAAGAGGAGCGGCAACGACACCGCCCCUCGCCCUGGAGGGUCCUGUACAAUCUCAUCUUGGGACUCCUGCCCUUCCCCGGGGGCCGCGGAGCCCCCGAGGUGGAGCCCAAUUAGGUGCCUGUACCCGCCCGGUGGAUGUCGGGGACCCGGGGGGGCAGGACCCUCCCAACUCCUGACGCCCUGGCCAGCGCGGGGGACUCUUUCUGCACCAUGUAGCAUACUGGACUACAGCCCUGCCCGACCCAGGGGUGGGCCAGGGCAGCCACUCCCGACCCAGCCCCGGCCUAGCCCCGGGGAGCACUGAUGGAGACGUGGACUCCUGGGCCCCUGGCUGAGGGGCCAGGGGAGAGAGGGCUGACGGACUUGGCGUCUGAAGGCGGCGGGGACCGAGGGGGCAGGGCCUGAGCUGCCCCCCUCUGCCGCCCACCACCAUCUCAGGAAAGGCUGCUGGUGCUGGCUGCCCAUUCCAGCUGCAGCGGUGACACUGGGGGGCGGGGGUCUCUCCCCCCGGCGCUCCUUCACUUUGGGCCUGGCCUCAGGCCCCUGGUGCUUCCCCCCCUCCUCCCGGGGAGGGGGCCCAUGAAGAGCAAAUGAGCCAAACGUGACCACUAGCCUCCUGGAGCCAGAGAGUGGGGUGCGUCCUGACGGGUGCCCCGGCCCAGCGCCCAGCCAUCUUCCCUGAGCCAGCCGGCGGGUGGUGGGCAUGCCCGCCUCACCUUCAUCUGGGGGUGGCCAGGAGGGGCCCAGACUGUGAAUCCUGUGCUCUGCCCGCGACCACCCCCCGCUCCCCCCCCAUCAAUCCCAUUGCAUAGGUUUAGAGAGAGCACGCGUGACCACUGGCAUUCAUUUGGGGGGUGGGAUAUUUUGGCGGAAGCCGCCCCAGCCUUAGUCCCCAGGGCGAAGCGCUGGGGGGA